AAUGAGGUGUCUUUUACACACAUUCUGAAAUCGCAUCAUGGCAGCCGACGUCAGCGCGCGGGUACACCUCGUGGCGGAGAAGCUGCAACAGAAGGCGCAGGAUGCGCAACGCAAGGGCAACGAGAGCGCUGCGCGUGCCUUGGCUUCCUCUGUGUCUGAUCUGCGCCAGGCCAUGGCGCUCAUCGCGGAGCAGCGGCAUCUUCUGGCGCGUCGACGCGGCGAAGGCGACGACGAGGAGGACGACGCCGACGCGCACGUCCAGGAGCUGGUGACACGACUGGCGAGAGUAGAGGCGAUGCUGGGCAAGAAGUCGGACGAUAUGAAGGCCAAGGGCAACGAAAACGCGGCGGCGGCGCUGCAACAGUCAGCGUCGACCGUGGAGCAGGGCCGCAAGCGACUUAUGGAGCAACAGCAGACGAUCUUCGGGCUUCUGGGACGCUGGGAGAGACUAGAGGGCGUUUUAGAUGGUAAGAAAAAUGACAGGGAGGACGACACGGAGCUGGAGACGCCUCAUGGACGGCAUAUUGCCCGAAUCCGACGCCUUGUGCAGCUUGAAGCUGUAGUUAUGGAGAUUUGUCCAGGGUAUACAGAAGAUGAGGUAAGAAAGGAGUUAGAGAGAUUGAAACAGGGAGACAAAGAGCUGGAGACUGCGAGAGAAGAUGCAGUGGAAGCUCAGGAGAUGCUGAAGCAGGAGAGUUUGGCGCUGGAAGAGUUGAAACAGGAGAUGGAGAGGAUGAAGGAGAAGGAAAGACUGAGACAGGAAGAGGACGCAAUGUUGCUGGAACAACAGCGAGAAGCGUGUCAAGCUAUGGAGCAGCUGGUACGUGAGAGCGACCAGGAGAUCCAGCGUAUGACGCAGAGCGCAGCGAUACAGGCAGAGGACAUGCAGGCGUUAAGAGUUGAAAUUGAGAGUAUGGCAUCAGAGAAGGAGAGGCUGGUGAGAGCUCAUGCUGCUGAGGUCGAAGAGCUUCAGGGACAAUUGGAGAGCGCGAUCGAUUCUCUCUCUACUAAGGCAGAUGAGAGUGAGAGAUCCGGUGCUGAGGAACUGGAGGAAUUGAGGACCCAGGUGGAGAGUUUGGCUUCUGAGAAGGAAGAACUGGUGAGAAAGCACGAGGAUGAAGUUGAAGAGCUGCGUCUUAAACUGGAGAAUGCAAUGGCUUCUGUUGCUGCAAAGGAUGAGAAUACAGACUCUAACGAGGAGGAACUCCAGGCCAAGAUUGAUGCGUUGACGUCCGAGAAGGAAGAUCUUGUAAAAUUGCAUGUAGAUGAAGUGGACGAGCUUAAGCGGACGCACUCAUUAGAGGUUGAAGGGCUGCAUCAAAGGCUUACAAGUGCUGAGAACGAACUGUCUACGAAGACAAAAGAAGAGAGUGCAGCCAAUGAUGAAGAACUUGUGUUGCUACAAGCCAAGGUCGAUAGCUUGACUUCAGAGAGGGAAGCGCUUGCUAAGUCUCACUCGGACGAAGUUGAAGAACUUCGGAAGGCAUAUACUGACGAGAUCGAGGAGCUUCGCAGUCAAAUUGAAAGUGCAACAGCUUCUUCCGCAAAUAAUGAUGAAAGUGAUGCGUCUAACGUGGAAGAACUACAGUCGCUACGGGAUGAGGUGAAGCACUUGAUCUCGGAGAAGGAUCAACUGACAGAAGUCCAUGCUAGCGAGCUUGAGGAAAUUCGGGAGGCGCACUUGGCUGAAAUCGUAGAGCUUCGUAACCAGCUUGAAAACACAGCAGCUGAUCUCUCUGCGAAUACUGCGUCAAGUGACGAACUGCAACAGCUGCGGGCCGAGGUCGGAGCCUUGACCAUUGAGAAGGAUCAUCUCGUAAGGGAACAUGCAGAAAACAUUGAGAAGCUUAAUCAUCAGCAAGAAACUGCAAAGAGCGAUGCAGAGAGCGUUUUAGGGGAUCAAGUGGAGUCUGAUGUCGAUGAAGAUGGAAAUGUUGGUGACAAUGGGGAGAACACCGAUGUGCCUGUGUUGGAACUAGAAGACGAGUUACACCCAGUGGAUACUGCAGAAGAUCAGGCCGAGGCAAGUUCUAAUGGCCACGAUGGUCCAAGUGACUUGAAUAAGGUGUCGGAGAUGCAGGCCGCUCUUGACGAGUUGUACUCUCGGAUUGCAGAGUACGAAGAGCGUGACCAAGCUCAGCAAGAUACAAUCAAGGAAUUGGAAUGGGAGCAAACUGAGUACGAGGAGCAGAUUGCACAACUUAGAAAGGACAAGGGUCAGGCAGUUGAUGAAUUACAGCGAACACGCGAACAGGAAACGCAAAGCGUGCAGACCGAUCUUGACACCCUUCAAGCACAACUUAUCGAGUAUGAGGAGCGUUGUGAGGCUCAGCUAAACACUAUUGCAUCACUGGAGAACGAGCAAGCUGAGCUUCAGGAGCGAAUUGAGCGUCAUACCAGAGAGAAGGAACAGGUGAUGAAUGAGUUGCAAAACACACACGGAGAAGAAACGACGCGCUUGGCUCAGCGUGUUGCCGACAGCGAAAGUAGAAUCGAGGCGUUGUCAGCUAAAGUGGAGGAGCUGAACAAGGCACUAGCAGCUAAAACAACUGAGCAGAGCGAGACAGCAGAUUCUCUUGAUCGCUGUGAAGCUGAUCUUCGUGCCGCUCGCUCUGAAUUAGACGAUCGGAUUCGCGAAUGCGCUCAACUGAAGAAUGAUCUGGAGGCUCUUCAAAACGCACAGGGUGUGAAAAGUGGAGAGGUUGAAGAGCACCUGACACUGCUGACUACUGAACUGCGGGAGGUGAUGUCCAUCUUGAGCUCUAGAGAUGACAUAGAUGCCGGUGGAUUCGUUGAUAAAGUGUGGCAAUCUCAAGAAACAACAGAUCUAUGCAGUGAGCUUGCCCCAUUGUUGACCGAUCUGGUUUCUGCUCAAGACCAACUGCGUGUGACGAAGGAGCAAUUGAAAUUGAUCCGUAGCGAAUGUGAUAAGCAGAAACUGGUUGUUAACGAAUUCGUGACGACAUCGGAUUGGCGCUUGUUCGCGAAGGAAGGAGAAGAAGACGUUGUGGAGAAGUUGACUUCUAGCGAAGAUGUUGACGAACUUUUGGCCGUUGCGAAGGCUAAUACUGUGCGUUGGCUGAACGAUCUUGAGCAGCUUCGCGAUCGUACCGAGAAGGACUCGGUCAAGAUUAAUGAACUUGAGCACGAGAAGCUGCAAGCACAAGAAUGUUUAGUGACUGCGGAGGAUUCAAUGCGCGAUCUCGAGGCACUGGUCGAGUCGCUUAGAGAACAGUUGACAGCGUUACGAGCUGAGAAGGAGGAAAUGGUCAAGGCUGCAGAAGAGUUAAAGGCUCAAAGCCAUUCUGCAAGUCUUCAGGAACAGCAACAGCAGGCAGCGCAGCAAGAAGAAGUCACAGAGUUGCAGAAUCAAUUGGCUAGCGUUCGAAAUGACUUUGAACGGUACCGUGUCCGGUCACAUACUGCACUGAAGAAGAUGGAGAAGCGCGCAGAACUGCUGAACGGUAUGCGGAAGGAGAACGAGGCAUUGUUGAUGCAAAUUAAGGAGAGCGACGAGCUACGAGAACAGGCAGAAGCUGCUCGUAAAGAGAGUGAAGCUCGACUACAGGAGGUGCAGCGUACACAGGAGAUGAUGCAGGCAGACUUUGACCAAUUUGCGAUGGAGAAAAACCGUGUUAUUGCUGACUUGGAAGAAGAAACACAGCGGUUAUUGUCGGAGAAAGAGCAGGCUGAUGCAAUGGUUCAAGAGUUAACUCUUAGAAUCCAGGAGUUAGAAAGGGAGAAACUGCAGAUCGAAGAGGAGUGUGAGCGCAUCAAGGAAGCGGAGCAGGUAGCUUUCCAAGCGCGUCUUAACACUGCCACAGCUGCAGUACAAACUGCUAAGCAGGACUUGCAGAAGGUGCACGAUGCGCUGGAAACAAGUAAAGCGGAGAAUGAAAAGCGACAGAGACUGAUCGAGUCGUUGGAGCUAAAGCUGAAGGAGCAGUCCAAGACAGUGUCGACGGCUGAGACGAACAGCACUCCCGUCCCCGUGCCACAGCUCGCUGGGCCCACAGCUGGACUCGAAAAGGAGUUAUCCGCUUUGAGAUCAUCAGAAAUGACGUUGAGGAAGCAGCUUGAUGAUGCCCGAGAAGAGUUAAUUGGCCUACAAGAGCGCUUUGCAACGACCAAAGCGGCAAACGCCGAGAAGGUCUUUACACUGGAGGAAGAGAGCAACCGCUGGAAGAUGGAGUCGGCUGCUGCGACGGAAGAAGUAUGUCGUCUGAAUACCGUGCUGGAAGCACGGAAGAGCAACGGGAACGUUGCGGCAGUGACCUCCUCAUCGACAAAGGGAGAUCAGACGACUCGAGUAAGUGGAGAGCAGUCACAGGAGCUGUCAGACGACGUUCAACGACUGAAAACCGAGCUACAGGACGCCAAUACGGAGAUCUCUUUACUGUCGAGAGCUCUGGACGCUUGUCGAGAAGAGCUGCAGGCUGCACGUGAUCAAAUUGAAAUUCUUGCUCCGUCGUCCGAGCCAGAGAGCGGUGAGGAUUCGUCUGGUGUCUCCAAGACAUCAGCAAUGCUACUGGCCAAGGAUGAAGCACUGAAGAAGCUGCGCGUGCAGGUUCUCGAGCUGCAAGAGGAGCUGCAGGCACUUCGUGAGGAGAAGAAAGCGCUGGAGCUCGAAGCCGAGAAAGAAGAACUCGAUGAACUGCAAGCUACGCGCAAACACAUCCAGUCCGAGAAGGAGCGAGCGAUGCAGCUUCAACGACGACAGACACUUGUAUCAAGCUUCGAGAAACAAGUAGCGAGCAUCGUGGAAGAGCUACAGAAGCGAUUGGAGGAGCAUUCAAGUGCCUUCCGUGACGUUUGUGACUUCCGUGACGAGCAUCGCACUACGCUCCUGUCCGACGGAGCCGAGAGUGCAUUGGGGAAAACUAACGAGCCGGAGUUUGAGGAGUGUCUGGUGAUGCGGAGCGGCGUGGUGAUCAAGGCCGGCGCGAGUUUCCAGCUACCGGUAAUCUGUGAGAAGAGCGGAUGGCGUGUGGUCUGGAACUUUUCAGUAAAGGAAGAAGCUGCUGAUGUCUCGUUCAAGUUGUCUGCAAUGACGGAUACGUCCACUGAAGCGGAGGUUGUGUCGCCCGAGAGGAUGAACGAGAUGUCUGGAGUGUUCCAAGUGCGACAGGACAACACGACGCUGGUGUUCGAGUGGGAUAAUUCGUUCUCUUGGCUAAAUGAGAAGACACUGGACUACCACGUCUCUAUCCAGGAGCCCCUGACUCCAGAGGCCAAGAAGGUUCGACGUAGUGAGCGUGAGCUGCAGACUAAGGUGAAGCUGUUGGAAGAAGGUUUGAGUUUGAUCCAGAUCGAAGCCCAGCGUCGCUCGGAGUUAUCAGCCACGCUGCAGCGACUCAGUGAAUGGGAAGCGACUAAGGAGAAGCAUCUGACGGAGUUUGGCGCUCGUAAAGCGGAGGUGUUGGAGAAGAAGACGAAGUUUCAAGAAGAGAUGGAUGUCCAGAAAGUGGCGUUUUCAGCCAUGCUGAGAGAGCAGGACGAGCUGGAAGAUGUGGAGCGGAGUAUAACCCGCGCGUGGGAAGCUGCCAUGGCUGAGCGAGAAGACGUCGAGAUGACGUUGCAGCUUGCAGGUAAUGGCGCCCAGUUGGAGACGCUGGCUCACGAGCUGGAAGAUCAGGUGAAGGUUGUGACGGAACAACUGAAGAAUCCAAAGCCUGUCGAGGAUAUCGUGGAGGACGAAGAGGAGAAAGUGAACAAUGAGGUCUCUAUACAACAGGGAGAGGCUUUAGACAACUGAAAAGUGAUGGAAUAUAUUUCCGACAGUCAGGUGCGCUGGGGUGUGUAUACAGCGCUGAGGCUAGCGGAAAGUUUGUGAAACUAAUGCGACUAGACGUAUGGCCACCUCCAAAGUUUAAGAAGAGGGCCAAGUCAUUCAAAGCACGCGGCUUGAAUCGUUGCCAGAGGGUUAUAAUAGCACCAAUCCCAUGCGGAAAAAAAACAACUCUAGAAAGUGGCGCUGGAUUUGAACGUGAUGAAAUGCGACCUUGCAAUAGCGAGCGCUGCUUCAGUUGGAGCACUCUGUGGAGAAGGUUCUAGAUGCUCUUGCCUGAUCAAUCAAUGCAAGUUGCGUCGAAAUGGUACGUUCACUUUUGAGGUGCAUCAAUGGUACAAGUACGUGGAUAGCUUGAUGUAUCGUCACGCUACAGAUCAAACGGUACAGGCUGUUUCAAACAACAUGCUGUCGUAGAGCCACAUGCACAUAGGCAACAGUUCUGUUGGUAUAAAUGCACCCAAGCUACCGCAACAAGGUGCAGGACGAAAGUCCUCUAUCUAAAACGCCUGCGUUGCCACUUUUCACUGAUACUACAAGUGUCAAGUCCACUACUAUUUCGCGUUGAUCUGCUAGGGUAUCCGGUUUUCGGGGAGGCAUUUCAUGGCAGCAGGUUACAGUACCCUCACGCUCCAACGACUAGAGAGCAUCUGCUCCCUUGGCCGCAAAGUUGGCCGGUACUGUAGCGCAUUGCAAACACCCGCACCGCCGUACACAAAGCAAAGCUUCACCAGUUCGACCAUAGAGCGGGAGUGGAGCGGUGCCGGGCGGACAGUCCGCCAAAAACUAUGAGAUUCGGCAAAAAUGCCUACCUGCCUCUUUCAAGCCUGGAAAGGUAUUUUGGGCGACCCCCCAAAUCGGGAUUGCAUCAAUUAAUCUUGGGUCAAAUUCAAAUUAGGCAUUCCAGUUCCAUACAAUUAUCAAGUCAGAAAUACGAACCCUGAUGACUGCGAAGACCCCAUCGUUUCGAGCUCGUAGUCUCGUCCAAAA
Messenger RNA from Phytophthora nicotianae INRA-310, 6778 nucleotides. RefSeq lists its product as hypothetical. Lineage: Eukaryota; Oomycota; Peronosporomycetes; Peronosporales; Peronosporaceae. The transcript has a single exon. The record is from RefSeq and is a predicted model, not a curated record. Bases 38 to 5755 code for a protein of 1905 amino acids.